Molecule: messenger RNA, 1367 nt
Organism: Drosophila ananassae
Lineage: Eukaryota; Metazoa; Arthropoda; Insecta; Diptera; Drosophilidae
Gene: Tpc2
Product: mitochondrial thiamine pyrophosphate carrier
Exons: 1
Coding region: 322-1344 (340 amino acids)
Biological process (GO): thiamine pyrophosphate transmembrane transport
Cellular component (GO): mitochondrial inner membrane
Molecular function (GO): thiamine transmembrane transporter activity
Source: RefSeq, a predicted model, not a curated record
CUUGGGACCUCCUCAGAAAGUCAACCUAUAAUCCCAAAUUCCCAAAAGAAACAGUUCAUGUAAUGCUGUCUAUUUAAAAUAAAGCCCACAAAAUUCCUGAAAUUAGCAGUAAUCUUUCGAAAAAUGUCAAAAGAAUAAUCGAUAUUACGAAAUCUCUACAUCCGAAGGGAGCUCCAAACCAAUUCCAGCCAAACUAGUCUGGAAAUCAGCCUCGAAGUUUGCCUCGAAGGUAUCGCUGAGUCACUAAUAGAUGUUGUCCAUUGGCGGAGACGGAGGAACAGGCCAUCAUCUCUGAGACGAACCCCGAAGCGCAGAGCACCGAUGUCCGACAAUUCGCCUUUCGUGCAAUUGAUGCAGGCCCUCGGAGGCGGCACCGCAGGCGCCGUCACCCGCUUUCUCACCCAGCCGUUCGACGUCCUUAAGAUCCGGUUCCAGAUGCAGGUGGAGCCGCUUGGAGAGCACAAGGCCUCCAAGUACCGGGGGGUGAUGCAUGCGUUCAAGGCGCUGUACGUCGAGGAGGGAUUUCGCGGCCUGAUGCGCGGCCACAACGCCGGCCAGGUCCUGAGCAUCUCCUACGCCCUGACCCAGUUUUGGUCCUACGAACAGUUCCGGUUUCACGCCCACCACGUAGCCUACUUGAACGACCGCCCGUUCCUGCUGUACUUCCUCUGUGGUGGCUUCGCCGGCUGCUUGGGCGCGGUGGCCGCGCAGCCCUUCGACGUCGUACGCACCCAGGUGGUUGCCGCCGAUCCGACCACGGGACGCAGCCGGAUGAGCACGGUCGAGGGACUGCGCCGGAUCUGGACCAAAGAGGGCAUGGCCGGCAUAUCCCGGGGCCUACAGUUUACCUUGGUCCAGAUCUUCCCCCUGGUGGGGGCCAACUUCCUGUUCUACAAGUAUCUGAACGCCAUGGUUCUGGCCUUCAAUCAGUACCAGGAGCGAAGCAAGGGCAACGUGUCCGCCAACCGCUCCCACGACAUCAGCGGGUUCCAUCUUUUUGUCAACGGCGCCUUGGCCGGAGUGGCUGCCAAGAUUCUGGUCUACCCGGCCGAUCUGCUCAAGAAACGCAUCCAGCUGAAGGGCUUCAAAGGCGACCGCCAGAGCUUCGGCCGCAAUCCGGACUGCCCGACGGUGCUGGAAUGCAUCGGCACUACCUACAAGGAGGAGGGCAUUGGAGGCUUCUACAAGGGCAUGGUGCCCACUCUGCUCAAGGCCGGCUUCACCAGCGCCCUCUACUUCACCAUCUAUGACAUGUUCAACCGGCGCUUCAUUCAUCCGUACAAGGACCACGGGUCCACUCAAGGGACGGGGCACAUCAAGAGGGGGAAUUCUUGGUCCCAAUAAAGGCGGGUAUUUACAUUAUUUUA